AUGAGUGACACAGAUCCUCGUAACCCAUACGGUUACAAUUAUGAAGAAUUCGAAUAUGAAAGUAAAGUGUUUUAUAAAUACUAACAAAUAAAGAAAUAUAUACAUUUUAUACCAGAAGAUUAAGAAAAAGUAACAAAUGCUAAUUUCAUAUAUAUAGGAGGAAUGUUUCUUGCUACUUUAUGUUCUUUAGGAUCUGGCUAUUUAAUAAGGAGUUCAUAUAUAUUCAAGAAUAAGAUUAUUUUUUUGCAUAAAUUUAUAUAAGAAUAUCCUAAAAUAUAUUAUGG
Ichthyophthirius multifiliis is the source of this 284-nucleotide messenger RNA. RefSeq lists its product as hypothetical. The record is from RefSeq and is a predicted model, not a curated record. The annotation marks the transcript as partial. The transcript has a single exon. Lineage: Eukaryota; Ciliophora; Oligohymenophorea; Hymenostomatida.